This is a messenger RNA of Phycodurus eques (leafy seadragon), 5243 nucleotides long. RefSeq names its product ephrin type-B receptor 1-like. NCBI's taxonomy places the organism in Eukaryota, Metazoa, Chordata, Actinopteri, Syngnathiformes, Syngnathidae. The transcript is spliced from 20 exons. Gene Ontology annotation, molecular function: ATP binding; transmembrane-ephrin receptor activity; protein binding. Gene Ontology annotation, cellular component: neuron projection; plasma membrane. Bases 83 to 3166 code for a protein of 1027 amino acids. The record is from RefSeq and is a predicted model, not a curated record. Gene Ontology annotation, biological process: axon guidance; cell surface receptor protein tyrosine kinase signaling pathway; protein phosphorylation.
UGCUGCCGCUUCCCCCUCUGUCACGAUGGAGAUGUGAGUCUUCCAGUGGAAUCAGUGGGAUUUGGUUCGAGCUAGCCGGAUAAUGGUAGACGACAGGCAGAUGCUGACUGUGGCCAUGCUGGCCACUUUCGCUGCCGGUCUUCUGUGUGUGAUCACUUCAGUGUGUGCAGAGGAAGAUACUGUGAUGGAUACAAGGACAGCAACGGCUGAGCUGGGCUGGAUAUCAUUCCCUGCUAAUGGAUGGGAGGAGGUGAGUGGCUAUGAUGAGAACCUCAACACCAUCAGGACGUAUCAAGUAUGCAAUGUGUUCGAGCCCAGUCAGAACAACUGGCUCCUCACGACAUACGUUGACAGACGGGCAGCGCUGCGGAUCUAUGUGGAAAUCCGCUUCACUGUACGAGACUGCGCCUCCAUCCCCAGUGUCCUUGGUUCCUGCAAAGAGACAUUCAACCUUUACUACCUGGAAACAGACAGGGCCGUGUCAGAGGGCAUCAGAGGGGUGGACUACUGGGCAAAUGCCCCCUUCCUUAAGGUGGAUACCAUUGCAGCAGAUGAGAGUUUCUCCCAAGUUGAUUUUGGAGGAAGGUUGAUGAAGGUCAACACAGAGGUCCGAAGUUUUGGCCCACUGUCCAAAGGAAAAGGGUUUCAUCUGGCUUUCCAGGAUCUGGGAGCCUGCAUGUCUCUCCUUGCUGUCAGAGUUUUCUACAAAAAAUGUCCCAGCAUAGUUCAGAACUUUGCUUACUUCCCAGAGACACUUACCGGCGCAGAAUCCACAUCACUUGUCAUUGCCAGAGGAAGUUGUAUUCCCAAUGCAGAGGAAGUGGAUGUUCCCAUAAAGCUGUAUUGUAAUGGCGACGGGGAGUGGAUGGUACCCAUUGGCAGCUGCAGCUGUAAGGCGGGUUAUGAACCAGACAGUGACAACUUGUGCAGAGCUUGUCCACAGGGCACCUUUAAAUCAUCCCAGGGGCCCGGAUUAUGUCAGCAAUGUCCAUUUAACAGUCGGUCCACCAUUGAGGCUGCCUCCCUUUGUGGUUGUCGGAAUGGUUACUAUCGUGGUGACAUGGACAAACCACAGGACUUGUGCACCAGUGUCCCUUCGGGUCCUCGUAACUUGGUCUCAGUUGUUAACCAGACAUCAGUGCAACUGGAGUGGAAUCCACCGCGUGACAUCGGGCACCGUCAAGACUUGUCUUACAACGUGUUGUGCCACCGAUGUCACAGCGGUGAGCGACGGCUCUGUCAGCCAUGUGACGACAGUGUGGCCUAUGAUCCGGGCCGGAGGGGGUUAAAAGUAACCAAGGUGGAAAUCAGCAAGCUGCGGGCCCACACAUCAUACACCUUCGACAUACAGGCAGUCAACGGUGUCUCCAACAAGAGCCCCUAUCCCGCCCAGCAGGUGUCACUCAACAUUACAACCAAUCAAGCUGCUCCUUCAAUGGUUCCAAUAAUGCACCAAGUGAGCUCUACAAGUCGCAGUUUCUCAUUGUCGUGGCCUCCCCCUGAACAUCCCAACGGAAUAAUCCUCGACUAUGAGAUACGAUUCUAUGACCAGUCUCAGCAUUCAGUGUCUAACAGUUCAGUGGUUCAGAGCAAGACCCCCAGUAUGAUUCUGGAGGGGCUGAGGCCCGGCACCGGGUAUGUGGUUCAGGUGAGGGCCCGCACUGUGGCUGGCUACGGAGCUUACAGCAAAGAGAUGCUCUUCCAAACACUCACUGAUGAUGAGUUCAAGUCAGAGCUAGGACAGCAGCUCUCCCUGAUUGCAGGCUCUUUAGUAGGCGGAGUGUGUAUUGUCUCUCUGGUAGCCAUCACCAUCAUUUGUACCAGGAGAAGGCAAUUGAAAGGGAGUGCGUACGGUGACAAGUUGCAGCAGUACAAUGCUGGUGGAGAGGUGACGCUGAGAACUGACAUGUUUAGUGGUCCUACCCCUACGGUGACCUUCCCCACCCUGUCUGAUGGUCACAGUUCACCGGGGGUCAAGAUAUACAUCGACCCUUUCACUUACGAAGACCCCAAUGAGGCUGUCCGAGAAUUUGCCAAGGAAAUUGACUCCUCAUGUGUGAAGAUAGAGGAAGUCAUUGGCUCAGGUGAGUUUGGAGAGGUGUACAAAGGCCGCCUGAAGCCACUGGGCAAAAGAGAAAUUCCUGUUGCCAUCAAGACUCUGAAGGUGGGCUACUCUGAGAGGCAGCGGCGGGACUUUCUGUCUGAGGCGUCAAUCAUGGGCCAAUUCGACCAACCAAACAUCAUUAGGUUGGAGGGUGUGGUUACCAAGAGCAGACCCACAAUGAUCAUCACCGAAUUCAUGGAGAAUGGAGCUCUUGACUCAUUUCUCCGGCAAAAUGACGGGCAGUUCCCAGUGAUCCAACUGGUUGGUAUGCUGAGAGGCAUAACAUCUGGAAUGAGGUACCUGGCAGAGAUGAGUUACGUUCACAGAGACCUGGCUGCUCGGAACAUCCUGGUUAACAGUAACUUGGUGUGUAAGGUGUCUGACUUUGGCUUGUCUCGUUACCUGGAGGAAGAUACUUCUGAUCCCACUUACACUAGCUCACUGGGUGGUAAAAUCCCAGUGCGGUGGACAGCCCCAGAGGCAAUCGCCUAUAGGAAGUUCACAUCAGCCUCAGAUGUUUGGAGUUAUGGGAUCGUCACCUGGGAGGUCAUGUCAUACGGCGAAAGGCCUUACUGGGAUAUGAGUAACCAAGAUGUGAUCAACGCCAUUGAGCAGGACUUCCGGCUGCCAGCUCCCAUGGACUGUCCAACAGUUCUACACCAGCUGAUGCUGGACUGCUGGCAAAAAGACAGGAACGCUCGUCCAAAGUUCCCUGAUGUUGUCAACAUGUUGGACAAGAUGAUACGCAACCCUGCAUCCCUGAAAGCCGGCACUAACAAUGUUGCGCCAGGUCCUUCCCAUCAUCCGUUGUUAGAUCGUGGUGCUCCAGAUCUGAGCCGGUUGAGCUCUGUGGAGGACUGGCUGGCUGCACUUAAGAUGACCCAGUACAGAGACUCCUUCCUGGGAUCAGGCUUCACCUCCUUGCCACUCGUCACUCAAAUCACUGCAGAAGACCUCCAGAGGAUCGGCGUAUCUCUAGCCGGACACCAGAAGAAAAUCCUUACAAGUGUUCAGUCAAUGAGGCACCACAUCGAUGACCAGUCUCCUACUGAAUCUGUUUAGUUGCCACAUUCAUAAUGGUUGCUUUUAAAGUAUUCAGGCAAGGAGGGUGUGCUCUACUUUUACACACACGUGUCCACCCCUUUCCUCCUCUAUUUAGCUUCCGAGAUCAAUUUCAAUUUAAUGCCUUGUGGAAGUUAUAAAAUGCACAUUUGCAAGAGCCAAUGCAAGGUCAGCAUGCUCUCUAAGCGGUGAAAAAGUGGCACGUAUCUGUUCUGUACAACACCUGAUCUGCUCUGACCUGAAGGAACUACAAUCAUAAAAGCCCAUUUCCAUCCAUCCAUCCAUCCAUCCAUCCAGUCUUUACCAACUUGGCAGUUGGAUUCAAGGACAGUGCGGUCUAACGCUCCACCUUAAGCAGCCAUUAUAUGAACAUACUGGGAGGGGAAAAAUGUUGAAAACUGUCCAAAAAGCCCAGUAAGUGGUUCUUGUGUAAAAAUAUAUAGAGUAUAUUAAAAAACAAGACUGUCAACUGCCACUACUUGAAUGCAGGAGAACCCAUGGUUAAGUGAGACUGUGACAAUUUUAUCUUCAUAUUGAAGAGUCUGUACAUAUUAUGAUAUGGGGUGUUUCUUUUUGCUAUUUGCUCAUUUGUUUGAUGACUGUGAUUGUGAUUAGUAUUCUUCACGAUUAGCUUUUCACUCUUUGAUGAAACAAAUUCGCAGUCUGGUGCACAAACAGGUUGUAUAGUUUUCUUGGUAUACAUUCAGUAAUCCAAUGAGUAGAUCACCUCUUCCAUGCAGAGGCUUUGCAAAAAUUUGAAAUUUGAGUACUUAAUAUGACUGUUGUUAAAAAUCAGCAAAAAUACUCUCUGAAGCCCACUAUGGGAAAAUUAAAGUAAAAUGCAAUACUACAAGGUAAUACCACAAUUGAUAGGAAACAAGAACACAACAUCAACAGACAUCAACCGAAAUGUUCCUGUUGUGCACGAACUGCAGUGGGUCGUAAAAAGACAUACAAGAUAAUCUUGUGAUUUAGCUUCAACAUUGACAGGAGGUCAACCAUUAUUUUCUCAGCUGAACCCAUCAAAGGUCACAUGCACAAAUCAAAUUUAUUUCAUACUUGUAUGGAUGACAUCCAAAGGGUGAUGAUCAUUUUGCACCAGGCAGGGCGAAACCUUUGCAUCAAUCUGUUUUUUACUCACAGGUCACCCGAUGGGACAUUGUCGAUAGGACAUUGUCGAUGGGUCAGUUGUGACAGUCAUGAGGAUUAACAUGAGAAAUCACAUAAGGUGAUCUGCCUGUAGUCUUAUUUUGGAAAGCAACCAUUGACAGGCAAACCUAAAACAAUACCAAAAUUCUGACACCUUCCAUCCUACCAAGACAAUUGUGUGCUUUCAACUUCCAACAUGACCCUUUUCUAGUGCAGCUGCCUCUACCCUAAUGCACAAAACCAAGGUCCAUACAGACAUACUGUAGAACUGCUGUGAUAGCUGCAAAGGGGAGACCAACUUCUAUUUGCUUGCAUUCUCUCUGGAAGGAGUGUUAAGUCGUUAGUUUUGAAUACGUUUUGUUUGUGGAUGACUGAAAUCUGCAUUUUGUCUAGCGCCACUGCUCCUCACAGCUUUCAGUCUUUUCCUGAUAAUGUUUGCAAAUAUUUGAAUCACUACAUUUUCCACUUUUAAGUCAAAAAUGGCUCCACUGGUGUGACCAUAUCUGCAUGUGUUGCCGGGCAACCUUAGAAUAUUAAAAAGUUAAGUCUGGAAUUCAUUGAUAUAUACAGUGUCAGCAGUUCGUCACCGCUGGGGAAACACUUUCUACAUUGGUUCAAAGGUUUACUAACAAAUUGAGAUAAUAAGCUAACAAAUAUGUGAAUCCUGUCGUUCAGUGUGACUUGCCUGUUUCUCACUUUAAAUGAUUAGCUUUCAAAGAACUCACGUCACUGUGUUAGUGGAAAUAAACAACUGCAAGAUUGUUGCUGCAACAGAAGCAACAAUAUCUCAGGAAUACGGGUGUGUGAGUUUUGUUCAAGUGUAAAUGUGACCCUAAAUUGGUAAUGCUUACACUAUCCAGAGGUAUUGGAUAUUAAUAACUCAGUUUUAAGAAUUCCAGAGUCCAUAAAAAUCAAGCACGGUGGAUGA